GCGCUGUUUCCGCUUCCGCCACCACAGAGUUCAGAAGGAGCGAUCAGCCGGUGCCGGAUCAAAAUACAAACAAUGGGCAAGAAGCACAAAAAACACAAGUCCGAAAAACACGGAUAUGAAGAGUACGGAGAGAGACCUCUGAAGCUGGUGUUGAAAGUGUCUGGGAACGAAGUGACGACCGGAAGCUCGAGUCUGGAUACGUUUUAUGACGAGCAGCCGGCUGACCAUGACAAACCCAAAGAGAAGAAGAAGAAAAAGAAGAAGGAUAAAGAGAGGAGCUUUGGGUCUCCAGAGGAUGACAAAGGAAAGAAAAAGAUAACAAAGAAGAAGAAAGGUCAGGAAGCAGAGGAAGAUGAACGCAGCAGAACUCCUAUACGUUCAGAGCUGGACAAACUGGAAGCAAAGGAACAAACUCCUCUGCAGGAAGCUUUGAACCAGCUCAUCAGGCAGCUCCAAAGGAAAGAUCCCACUGCAUUCUUCUCGUUUCCGGUGACAGACCUCAUUGCACCCGGCUACUCUGUGAUUAUCAGACGGCCCAUGGACUUCAGUACAAUGAAGGACAAAGUGAAGAAAGACUACUAUCAGUCGCUGGAUGAACUCAGGUUGGAUUUCAAGGUUAUGUGUGAAAACGCCAUGAUUUACAACAAACCUGAGACGAUUUACCAUAAAGCAGCUAGAAAACUGUUACACUCUGGACUGAAGAUCUUGAACCAGGAAAGACUGGAUAGCCUGAAGCAGAGCAUAGAGUUCAUGUCUGGCCUCGACCCUUCUGCUAAACUGCCGGGAAAGACUGAGGAGCAAGGGGGCACCGGCCUGGACCAGAACAGAGAUGGAACCUCGACCACAGGCGCCAGCGAGAGAUCCCAGACCCCCAGCACACCCAGACAGGACAAAGACUCCAAGGACGAGGCGGCAAAGGUAGAGAAAGAGCUGGAGGAAAUGCGCAAGGUCAUCCAGGAGUCUGGAGGAAAGCUGUCCAACAGAGUGCUGCAGUGUGAUUUGGAGUUUGCAAGGCGAAAGUCUGACGGCUCCACCACUCUGGGAAUCCUCAACCCAGCAGAUCUUUUAGCAGGAGAUGCUGGUUACUGUCCGGUCAAACUGGGCAUGAUGUCCAAUCGGCUGCAGAGCGGUGUGAACAGCCUGCAGGGCUUCAGGGAGGAUAAGAGGAACAGGAUCACUCCAGUGUCCUACGUCAACUACGGGCCGUUCACCUCCUACGCACCCGUCUACGACUCCAGCUUCGCCAACAUCAGCAAGGAGGAUUCUGACCUCGUCUACUCUCUGUAUGGCGAGGAGUCCGAGCCGCCGGGCUCAGACAGCUUGACAGAGUUCCUCGCCAAAUCAGACGAGUAUGUGUACAAACUGGCGGACAAUGUUCUGGAUGCGUUGACGAACGGAGAGCAUUCAAAAGCCCUGAAGGAGGCCGAGACACAGCUGCAAAAGGAAACGAACACACAAGAGAACGCGGAUGACAUGGAGGUAGCUGAACCCGAAGCAUCCAACUGCAGCAGGCUCGACAUCCUGCGCUCUGCUGCAGGCCUGCAGACGGCUGAGGAGCUCUCUGGGGAAGCCCUGCACUUCCAGCAGAAAUUGGACGAGACUACAAAGCUCCUGCGUGACCUGCAGGAGGCACAGAAGCAGCGUCUGAGCGCUAAGCAGCCGCCUAACAUGAUUUGCUUGCUGGCACCGACUGCCAAGGAGCUGGAGCUGGCUGAGAAGGUGACGGGGAACUUGACUGAGCUGACUGGUCAAGUGGCCCCGUGUGACGUCAGCAGUGUGUAUGGCAUCAGGAGGGCCAUGGGCAUCGCUGUUCCUCAAGAACCACCCGGGCCCCUCAUUGACCUCACUACAGUUCAGGAGACGGCUGAACCAAUGGAGUCCUUGUCCAGUUGUCAAGAUCCAGUUCCACUCAUCACUGUAUGAUGAAACUCCAACCACCUUUUACUGUUUGAUAAGUUACGUUUUGUACGAAAUUUGCUUUUUGUGACAUUUGUAUGCAUUUCAGUCAUUAAACCUUUUUUUUUUUUUUUU
Anoplopoma fimbria (sablefish) is the source of this 2031-nucleotide messenger RNA. It is a transcript of the gene brd7, whose product is annotated as bromodomain containing 7. Lineage: Eukaryota; Metazoa; Chordata; Actinopteri; Perciformes; Anoplopomatidae. The transcript is spliced from 17 exons. Bases 73 to 1923 code for a protein of 616 amino acids. Gene Ontology annotation, biological process: regulation of transcription by RNA polymerase II. Gene Ontology annotation, cellular component: nucleus. The record is from RefSeq and is a predicted model, not a curated record.